Molecule: messenger RNA, 1292 nt
Organism: Neltuma alba
Lineage: Eukaryota; Viridiplantae; Streptophyta; Magnoliopsida; Fabales; Fabaceae
Exons: 8
Coding region: 150-1046 (298 amino acids)
Biological process (GO): CAAX-box protein processing
Cellular component (GO): membrane
Molecular function (GO): metalloendopeptidase activity
Source: RefSeq, a predicted model, not a curated record
UGGACAAUGAAGACCGUGAGAGUUUCCUCGCAGUUAUCGUACUUAAGAGUGCUUUCAGCAAACUGAAGGAGAGUUUCGGAUUUCUUUGGUGGUAAUGAGACCACAAAUCUAGGUCCAAUUUCUUUGAUUUCGAAUCGCAAGAUCUUACUAUGGCUUUGCUCUCUCCAUAUUGUUGGUGCGGUACGGUAAAAGCUCCGAUGAAAGCACCCUUCUUAUCCUGGCGUUGGCCGGGUUCUUCGUUCACGAAUAAUGAAUUUAUUGCUCUUUGGAAUAUACACCAGGUCUUGCCAACCAAAACAUUCCGUGGAUUUAGACAUAAAAUAUGUUCUUUUGCCAAGAAGUCUGCAAGGAAGUCCAUAAGGAAUGGACAAGAGGAUUCUGGGCCUCCAGCAAAAGACAAUUUUGUUCAGAAUGACAAGUUGGGUGCUUUUUCAACUAGCCAGAAUUCUACUCUUAUUACUUCUAGAACUGCAGUUCUUCAGGCUUGCACAAUCACUUCUGGUCUGUUAGCUGCUCUUGGACUCCUAAUUCGGCAGGUGUCUCAUAUUGCAUCAAUGGAGGGGUUGCCAGUACUGGACUGUUCUUCGGUAGUGUCAUUUGAUUUUGAGAUGUGGCAUCUUGAGUUGAUUAUAGGACUGGUGGUUUUGAUAUCAUCAUGCCGGUUUCUGCUUUUGAAGACAUGGACAGAUUUUGCUGAGUCAAGUGAAGCAGCCAAUCAGCAGGUCCUUACCUCACUCCAACCUUUGGAUUACAUGGCCGUUGCAUUCCUUCCUGGGAUUAGUGAGGAACUGCUUUUCCGGGGGGCACUUCUGCCACUCUUGGGCAUGAACUGGAUAAGCAUCGGGGUGGUUGCCUUAGUCUUUGGUGUUUUGCACUUAGGCAGCGGGCGAAAGUAUUCCUUUGCCAUCUGGGCAACGUUUGUUGGGCUUGCUUAUGGUUAUGCCACAAUUUUAUCCUCCAGCAUUUUGGUGCCCAUGGCUUCUCAUGCAGUGAACAAUCUGAUUGGAGGGAUCCUCUGGCGCUACACAUCAAAUACGUCGGAGUAGAUCUGGGGGCUUCCUGCCUCUUUAAAACCAAAAUAUUAUAUAUACAGACACAGAAGCUGGUAGGUGGUCAAUUCACUUGACUCAAAUCUAUGGUGUUUUAUUUCAACGUUUUAAGAUUACAACCUCCUUUGACUAAUUCUAGUUAGUAUACAUUCAAUUCAAAUUUCUGUGCAUAACUUACUGUAAAUGACUAAAUUGAAGAGUUGGGUCAAUGGGCAAGAUAAAGGCUUGUAUUCUGUCUUGAAA